Molecule: messenger RNA, 1703 nt
Organism: Cyprinodon variegatus (sheepshead minnow)
Lineage: Eukaryota; Metazoa; Chordata; Actinopteri; Cyprinodontiformes; Cyprinodontidae
Gene: hpdb
Product: 4-hydroxyphenylpyruvate dioxygenase-like
Exons: 14
Coding region: 120-1301 (393 amino acids)
Biological process (GO): L-tyrosine catabolic process
Cellular component (GO): Golgi membrane; endoplasmic reticulum membrane
Molecular function (GO): 4-hydroxyphenylpyruvate dioxygenase activity
Source: RefSeq, a predicted model, not a curated record
UCCACCAAUACCAGCUCCUCAUUGGUGGGAGUGGGUUCAAAAACCUUCUGCUCCCCUUUUAAAUUCAGGCAUUCCUGAAAGUUUCCUUCUGGAAGCCGGGUCAGGUCAACGCAGGCAAGAUGACAACAUACACAGACAAAGGCGACAAGCAUGAGCAGGGCAGGUUCCUCUGCUUCGAUCAUCUGACCUUCUGGGUUGGAAAUGCAAAGCAGGCUGCAUCGUUUUACUGCAACAAGCUUGGAUUUGAGCCGCUGGCUUACAAAGGCUUAGAGACAGGCAGUCGUGAUGUGGUGUCCCAUGCAGUGAAACAAGGGAAGAUCAUUUAUGUCUUCUCCUCUGCUCUCAAUCCUGGUAACAAAGAGAUGGGGGAUCAUCUGGUGAAACAUGGAGAUGGAGUGAAAGACAUAGCGUUUACAGUGGAAGAUUGUGACUUCCUGGUUCAGAAAGCUCGUGAGCGAGGGGCAAUGAUUAUCAAAGAGCCCCACACCCUGGAGGACAAGCAUGGGAAGGUCCGGCUGGCUGUGCUGCAGACGUAUGGCGACACUACCCACACGUUUGUGGAGAGGACGGGAUACAAAGGCUUGUUUCUGCCUGGUUUCCAGCCGCCUCUGUUCACAGACCCUUUACUGGCCAAACUACCAAGUGGAAAACUGAAUUUCAUUGAUCACGUUGUGGGAAACCAGCCAGACAAUGAGAUGGUUCCAGUUGUAGAAUGGUAUCAGAAGAACCUCCUCUUUCACCGCUUCUGGUCGGUGGACGACAAACAGCUGCAGACAGAAUUUAGCGCCCUACGUUCCAUCGUAGUGGCCAACUAUGAGGAGACUGUGAAGAUGCCGAUCAACGAGCCGGCAAUGGGGAAGAGAAAGUCUCAGAUCCAGGAAUAUGUGGAGUACUAUGGAGGUCCAGGGGUUCAGCACAUCGCCAUGAACACAUCAGACAUCAUAACAUCAAUCCGUAACCUGAAGGAGCGAGGCACUGAGUUUAUGACAGUGCCAGACACUUACUACGAGCAGCUGAGGGAGAACCUGAAACACUCUAAGGUCCAGAUUACUGAGAGCCUGGAUGUCCUGCAGGAACUGAAGAUCUUGGUGGACUAUGAUGACAAAGGGUAUUUACUUCAGAUCUUCACCAAGCCAGUUCAAGACCGUCCCACGGUUUUCCUGGAGGUCAUUCAGAGACACAAUCACCAGGGCUUUGGUGCAGGAAAUUUCAAGUCUCUUUUUGAAGCUAUUGAAGCGGACCAGCGGGCUCGAGGAAAUCUCACCAUCCUGACACCAAAUGGAAAUACAGAGAUCAUGUGAAGCAAAACCUUUUUUUUUCUUCCUCUUUAUGACUUUUAAAACUCAAGAUUUAUUCAUUGUUAAGGUUAAAAACUGCUCAGGUUCUCAUUGAUUUACUGCAUCCAACUUUAAUAAUAAAAUGGACAUAGCACCAUGUAAGUAUUUCUCAGCUUCUUUAUUUCUUUUUUCCUUUACAUUUAAUAAAAACAUUUAAAUGCUAUAAUCCAUUUUGAUGUUGAGAAAAUCCUACUUGGCAAAUCUCCCAAAGCAUUCAUUAAAAAAUAAAGAGUGAAGGGCUCUAAAGUGGAUUCCUAUUUCUACUAAAUAUGUACAGUACAGGCUUGACUCAAGCCAAACACCAUUAAAGCUCUCGUAAAUGAAAACAUUCAACUAUCAUUUCAACUCUGAGCUUAGCAGACAUUU